AUGAAUCGAACAGACAUUAAUAUUAUCAAAUAUACUACGCCAACAACAAUAAAUAACAAUGAAAAUAUGUGGAAUAAUAUUAAAUCAUUUUUUAAUCCACAAAAUUCCAUGAUUAUAUUAGCUAUUAUUUGUUUAAUGUUUUUCUUUGUUACAUUAUGUCUUAUAUUUAUUAUAAUUCAAUUAUUAAAAAAGAAACGUCUAUAUAAAAAUCAAACAAAACCAAUAACAAAUAAUUUACCUAAUAAUUAUCAAAAAUUAGAUCAUCAUAUAAAUUUUCUGUCAUCUCCAAAUCAAACAGGUUUAACAUCAAAUCAAAUAGCAUCAUUAGGAACAAUUCUAUCAACAAAUAAAGAUCUUAAAAUUCAAGAAUCAUUACCAACAACAGCAACAACAACAACAACAAUUAUACCUAUAUCAGCGCAUGAAAGUAAUAAAACACAAUCAUUUGAUAAUUUUGAAAAUGAACUUAAACGAACAUGUCAAGAAAAAGGUAUAACAUCAUCACAUACAACUAAUAUAUCAUCAGUUAAUGAUGACGAUGUUGAAACUGUUAAUGAAGUUCUUGGAAUGGAAGAACGUAAUGGAAAAGUUUAUUAUAAAGUUAAUUUUACUGGUCAUCCAUCAGAUUAUACUGCAUGGGUAUGUGAAGAAGAUUUAAUUCCUGAAUAA
Rotaria sp. Silwood1 is the source of this 669-nucleotide messenger RNA. NCBI's taxonomy places the organism in Eukaryota, Metazoa, Rotifera, Eurotatoria, Philodinida, Philodinidae. The record is from the annotation of a GenBank genome assembly.